Messenger RNA from Blastomyces dermatitidis ER-3, 2022 nucleotides. Its product is annotated as primary-amine oxidase. Gene Ontology annotation, molecular function: primary methylamine oxidase activity; copper ion binding; quinone binding. Bases 1 to 2022 code for a protein of 673 amino acids. Gene Ontology annotation, biological process: amine metabolic process. The transcript has 4 exons. The record is from RefSeq and is a predicted model, not a curated record. Lineage: Eukaryota; Fungi; Ascomycota; Eurotiomycetes; Onygenales; Ajellomycetaceae.
AUGGCUACCCACCCAUUUGACCCUAUCCGCCCAGACGAGGUCAGUCUUGCGGCGAGGGUUCUCCAGGCAUCAUUUCCUGGGGUAUCUCUACGGUUCAAAGUUAUCGAUGUUCAAGAACCCAUCAAGAGAGAUGUCGUGCCAUAUCUCGAAGCGGAGAGGCUGGGCACUCCCCUUCCCGCGAAACCAGCUAGGAUUAUCCAAUCCUUAUUUCAUAGGCUUGAUACCAAAGCCUUCUUGAAGGCUCUUGUUAAUCUGAGCACGAAGGCAGUGAUCACGGUGAAGGAAUUGCCCAAAGACGUACAGGGACCUGCGGACGUCGACGAGAUAAUAGAAAUCGAGCAACUCUGCCUCAAACACCCAGCAGUGCUCGCCGAAAUUGAAAAGUUGAAACUUCCACCCGGCGUCAUUGUUCUCAAUGACCCCUGGAUCUACGGCACUGAUGAUGAAAAUGAGACACGGAGGCUCUUCCAGUGCUACAUGUACAUAGCAGAGACGAACCACGCACAGGCAAAUCAUUAUUCAUUGCCACUCCCAUUUUCCCCAGUUUUCGAUUGCCUCACUCAGGAACUCGUGCGUAUAGACCGCCUCCCAACUGGGACGGACCAUUCAACUGCCCAAACCAGUCCGUGGAAGCCAGUCAAGGCGGUUGAGUAUGCCCACGACCUACUCAACGAACCGCUGAGAACCGAUCUUAAACCAUACAUCGUGCAACAACCCGAGGGCGCUUCGUUCUCCGUAAACGGCAAUAAAGUCCACUGGCAGAAAUGGGAUUUCAGAAUUGGUUUGAAUUCCCGGGAAGGCCUGGUACUGUACGGCAUCACUUACGAUAAGCGCAACGUCUUUUACCGCCUAUCUGUAAACGAAAUGACGGUUCCGUAUGGCGAGCCUCGAGCUCCGUACCAUCGCAAACAGGCAUUCGAUGCCGGUGAUGUCGGGUUCGGAAUUACAGCCAACACGUUAUCUCUGGGCUGCGACUGCCUAGGCCACAUAAAAUACUUCAACGGUUGUCGAACCGACUCCAAGGGUAACCCCGUCACCCUCGAAAACGUAGUCUGUCUGCACGAGCAGGAUGCCGGGCUUCAACACAAACAUACCAACUAUCGUACCGCCGGGGCUACUGUUGUCAGAAACCGCCAGCUUGUCGUGCAGAUCAUUUGCACGGUCUCCAACUAUGAAUAUAUCUUUGCCUGGAUCUUCGAUCAGGCAGGAGGUAUCGAGCUGGAAGUCCGCGCAACUGGAAUUCUUUCCACCAUGCCUAUUGACAAUGCGGAUGGCGCCACCGUCCCCUGGGGCACCAACGUUGGGCCUGGCGUCAUGGCCGCGUUCCAUCAACAUAUUUUCUCCUUGCGCAUUGACCCAUCCAUUGACGGAUACGAUAAUACCGUGAUAUAUCAGGAUAGUGUCCCAAUGGCCGACGACCCGGUCACAAACCCAUAUGGAGUGGGAUAUGUGACAGAAACAACCGUGCUGAACAAGUCUGGGACGGCCGAUACCAGCGUCGAGAAGCACCGCGUCUUCAAAAUCCGCAACGACAACGUCAUCAACCCCAUCUCGCGAAAGCCGGUCGCUUACAAACUACAAUCAGCGCCCAGCCAAAUGAUGUUGAUGAGUCCGCGCAGCUUCAAUAGGAAGCGCGCACAGUUCGCGACCAAGCCGAUUUGGGUGACUAAGUACCAAGAUGGAGAGCUCUAUGCUGCCGGCGAGUUCACGAACCAAAGCAAGAAGAGUUCUGGCGUCGAAGAGUGGACGAGGAGGAAUGAUGACACUGAAAACACGGACGUAGUAUUGUGGCAUUCGUUCGGCCUUACCCACAACCCACGCCCAGAAGACUUCCCCAUCAUGCCGGUCGAAAGGAUCAGCAUCAUGCUUAAACCAGACGGGUUUUUCGAGAAGAACCCGGCCCUCGACGUCCCCCCGUCCAACCAAGCCUUUAACCGCUCUCAGCUGCAUGAGGACGUGAAAGCCAGGGUCAACUCAGUAACUUCCUGCCCUUGCCCUGCAACAACGAAAGCCAAGUUGUAA